Messenger RNA from Phytophthora nicotianae INRA-310, 1632 nucleotides. RefSeq lists its product as hypothetical. Lineage: Eukaryota; Oomycota; Peronosporomycetes; Peronosporales; Peronosporaceae. The record is from RefSeq and is a predicted model, not a curated record. The coding region runs from base 1 to 1632 and encodes 543 amino acids. The transcript has 3 exons.
AUGCGGUUGGCGCUUUUGGUGCAGAAACUCGCCGAGUAUUGGGAAAGCACACAAGUGGAGCUUCAUGGUUUUUAUUCCGUCGAGCGUGUUCGAGAACUGAUCGCCUACAAUGAACAAGCCAGCAUCUUUCGAGCCCUCGCCGUAUUGGCGCUUGUUCCAUGGCCAUGUGUCGUGGUAACGAUUCUCGUUGACUUGAUCCCAUUGCGCCCGCCAUCCGAGGGUCUUGAAGCUAAUUAUCUCUUCAUUGUACGAGUGUUUCUGGCAUUUUGGGUCGCAACUAUCGUCAUCAAUCUUCAGUUCAGGCACAGCGUUCCACCCGCUCCACUCUCAAAUACACGCAUCAUCGUAUCUGGAGCACUCACAGCAGUGCUUACAACGGGCGUCGUGUACGCACUAUCAAUGAACAUUGGCUUCCCGCUACCUUUUGGAAUUAUCACUGUCUCACCGAUGUGGGUUUUAUUUAUGCUAAUUCCUUUACUGUCAUUCAUGAAGAAAGCUCGUUCGGAUCCAGAGGUGUGGCCUCUUGUGGUCAACACUUUAAAAGUUUGGAUUCGUCAAGAAAGCCUCGUAGUGAUCUACCCGACAUAUUUCUACAUUUUUACAACGCUUCCAGCCGAUGCGAAGACUCCGUUUGCGUUUCUUCUUCCAGUGAUUAAAAUAUUUCUGCGAAAUGUAAUGUCACGGACUGUGGUGCAUCUGAACGACGAGAUCCCCGAAGUUGUUCUAAUGAACGUCGAAGUGUUUAAUUCACUCUUCAUGUCGUAUUGCAUGCAGAACACGCCUUCGAUAUGGACAACACUUGGUUUAAUAGCGAUUGAUGGUGCUCAGAUGGCCGCGUCGAUGCAUGACGUGGUAGUUGUGAUCCAAAGACUGCGAAUUUUGAAGGAGCGAGUUAAUACAGAGCGUGGACGACAACUGUUGUCUAAUGCAACAACGACCCAGAUAAAAAUUCUCCACAGGAAGACGAUCCUUUUAUACACGCAAAACAUUCUGGAUCGGUACAAAUUGGCUAAAGUAUCAGUUGGAUCUACUGACUUCCCUUUGUCCAGUGUUGAGAAUCUCGAACUAAAACCCAAAGCAACGAGUUUUAAGGGGGUACCUAAGCAGAUUGUCUACUCACCAAGCCGUUUAUCGAAAGGUGUCAGUUUACGCAAAGUUUUCUCAGUGAAUGAUGCACAAUGUACAGAAGAUAUAACGCAACUUGAGCUUGAAUACGCACAACACGUUCAAAAGGUGCUCUACAUCACCGAGUUCAUGCUCUUGAUCAACUACGUGGAAGUUAUCGUACCCGUUAUUUUCUCGGCGAAUUUGUUGGUGAUGUACCACCUUCCCAACCGCGUUUACUACUCCCAAAUCGACAGUAUGGAUGAUACCAAGCUCUGGAGUACUGUUGGAAACGUGAUGCUGUAUUGCUUCUUGCAGCUAGUAUCCCUAGUUAUCCUGUUCAUGAUGUUAUGGCACAAGCUCCACAUUUCAGCUCUGAAGCAGUUGGCGUUUGUUUUGGAGAAGCAGGGCGAGCAAGUACAGACGAAGCUUGUGUUCUGGGUCUUCUACAAUGUACAGGCGACGCUGCAGCACUUUGCAUCAGAUUAUACCUUUAUGUUUGCUUGGCUGCACAACUCAGCAACAUGA